CGCGCCUCCCGCUUGGCGGCUGCUAGUCGCGGGCUGCCUCGGGCUGUGGGAGUGGAAGGGAGGCCCGCCCGGACGACCUACAGGCCUGGCGCAGAGCCAGCCGGUCUGCAGCGCAGAACUGCUCAGCUCUGGCGGGCUCCCAGAGAGGGUCCCAUGUUUGCACAGCAGCUCCUGAGACCCUGGCCCCGGGCAUUGUUUGGGCUCCCACGGGAACCUUGGCCCACUCCUGCCUCCUCUACCUCUCCUUCCCGUAGGGCUUGGGAACCGCUGGGGAGAUGAAGCCCUGAGAGGUUGGGGAGAACCUGGAGUUCAGUGGUCCCUUGUUCCUGGGCUUGCAAAGCCUGAAGGUUUCCUAGAGGAACUCGGGCCAUGUCCUGGCAAAGAUGUUUUUUUCUGAGCCCCCGAGGGUUCCGCUCACACUGUGGCCUCAACCUACUCUCUGCAAUUCACUCCUCCCCAUUACUGAGAGCAGAAGGAUCAGGACUUUAUUCUCUUUGAACUCUCUCAACUCCGGUCUAGGCCUGGUUCCUCAGGAGGGUCAAAGGCCCUAAAGUCUCAUUCUAAGGGCUUAUGAGUAUCACAAACCUUGAAAGUGGGGCGUGAUAAGAGUUCCUGGAGACCUGUUCUGUUCGGCCUCCAAAGGUAACUGUGGGCCCUUUACCCUUCAUGCCUUGUUGGCCCACGGAGAAAAUACUAGGCCAGGAAAUCUCUGAGGUCCUGGAUGGGGGUAUGGGGAGAGUGUCAAGAGGAGCCAGGCUACCCCUUCUGACUUCUGCCACCUCAGUAUGAGCUUUAGGCCUUUAGGCCUUGGCUCCAGGUGGCCAUCACCUGAAACAGCAGUGAAUUAACCGCACUGCCUGCUGAGGAAGCAGCUGAGAUUUUGAUGCUGCAGGUGGGGCUAUUUAAGUUACAGCUUGUGGUUGAAGGGACUCUAGCUAGCCCGAGCUGGCUCUGGCAGGCCUUGCCCUUCUGCCCCCACCCCCCACCCUACUUGCUAAAAACCGCUGGAUUACAUUCCUAAAGAUACACACCACGGUCUAUUCUCUUAUUUGGCCACUUCCUCCUCCAGAGGCUGAGAUUCAGCUAUCAAAAGCCCCCUUUUUCCUGCCCUAAUUAACAUGUCCAACUAAAAUGAAACACUUCAUCCUAACGCGGGGUUUCUCCUUUUACCUUUAUAAACCACCAUUUGCCUAUGGGCCACAUCUGUCUCCUCUCUAUCUAGAGGUUCCUCUCCUCCCAAAUCCUCCAUCUUCUGUCUUUGUCCCUCAUUCCCUGUCCUUUGUCCAUCUCCUUUGUUCUGAGAACUUGGUCUUGGGGAUCCUGAGCCAAUAUCGAUCCUUUCAGUGACUGGAAUUCAAACUGAGGUUCUUGUGUUGAGACCGAAGCAGCAGGCUUAGCUUCCUCACAUUUGGGAAUCCCUCCCUUUUAGUGUCUUCUUUUGUUAAAGGAGUUGGGGUGGGACAGUCCUUAGUAGUGACAGAAUGAACAUUCUCUGAAAUGUCUUUCUUCUGUUGGGCCAUGGUUCUGUAGGUAGAGGAUGGGGCACUUUAUUUUCUUUUUUUUUUCCCCAUGUGACUUCUAGCAUGUUCCUCUCUUCCUCCUCUUCAUACUCUGUGAAAGUAAGAUGUUGCUGACCCCAGAAGACUCCUAACGAGAUGCAGGAUGAAAACGCCUACUGCUUCACAUCCCAUUGCCUGACAUUUGUAAGCGUUGUGCCCACGAGUGCCUAGUUGGACUUUCCAGUAAGAGAUAGCAACAAUGGUGUCAAGAUGGAGAGCAACUGAAUCUUGGCAUUCUCACCCAGCAUAUGCACAGUGCUGGCGACAUUAUUUUUGUGCGAUGGCUUGGAUGCUCGGCCAGCAGAAUGCCUACAGAAAGUUCAGGGACUACUGCUUCAGUGUCCGAUGGUUCCUUCCUCGUGCACUUCUUCCUUGGAGUUCUCAUGCUUGUGGAGCUGGGUUUCCUUCAGCCUUCCUAGCCCAGCACAUGGCCUGGCAGGAGUCGCUCUAUACUUCUUCACAUUUUGAAAGGUCUGGGCAGCCUCUGCAUGACUGCAGUAGGAUCCAGGCAUCCACAAGAGAAGAUGAAGCUCUGUGGGGAGAGGAAGAGCAGGGCUCGGAGUCAGAUGACGAAGUAGAAUGUGACCUGAGCGAUAUGGAAAUCACCAAGGAGCUGCGCCAAUACUUUGCAGAGACUGAGAGGCACAGAGAGGAGCAAAGGCGACAGCAGCAGCUGGAGGAGGAAUGCCUGGGUGGCUACGUGAAUGCCGACCACGACCUGUAUUACAGCUGCCAAUCAGUGGAGUCAGAGAGGUCUGGUGUAAAGCGCCAGGCCGAGAUGAAGAGUUUGUAUGGGGAGAGUGCUCCCAAGAUCCUGGCCAUGGAGGCUUCCAUACAGCUGAGUUUUGACAAGAAAUAUGAUAAAACGCAGCCCAAGUACUGGCCUGUCAUCCCCCUGAAGUUCUGAGCUCUGAGCACAGGGGCCCCAGGGAAUGCCUCCUGAACACAGCCAUUAGCUUCACUUCCUUUGUUUUUGGAUGCAUUCUCUUCAUGUGUCCUUCUGGGCAUUUCUCAGAGAAAGGUCCGUAGCCUGAUGGAAACAUGUUCAGCAAGUCCCUGUGGGCCCUUCACGUGGUGGAUGCAAUCUAAUAGCCACAUAGAAUUCUGUGAGCAGGAGGGAUACUGUUGUCAACAUGAGGAAGAUUCCUAUGACCAAAAGCUAUCGUUGUGUGUGUUGCACUGUCUCUUGAAUUGCUAGUAAUGUCUGGUUCACUAAAGUUCUUGCCUAGAGAUGGAGGAAAACAGGACAGAGAGGCUGUAUAUCUGCUUGGCUCAGAUGACCCAUAAGAUCAAGGGCACACUCUGUCAUACCAGGAUUUGCAUUUCAACCCGAGUGUGGCAACUUGCUGGGUGAUGAAAAAGGUGUAGGAGCCCCAGGGGACUGCUGAGUUGAGCACAGGUGCUGUGGGAGCAGACUGCUCUCGACGGGUCACUGCAAGAUUGUCACUGUUGAGCCAGUAGAAGAGCCCACUGUCAGUCCCCAUGCUGUGGGGCUUCCUUUGUAUUCCUGCCUUCAUCCCCAUGGAGGCUGCCUGCUGCUUGCAGGCAGGCUGGAUGGUGGAGAUAUAAAGAGUGGAGCAAACACAGCCGAGGGCCAAGCUCGUGCAGGGACAGGUUGCCCCUAAGAAGUGUCCCUGGCCUUGUUCCUAGUUCCUUGGAAGAUGCCUCAUCAGUCACUGCUAUGCAGAGUAAGCGAAAGACUGGCUGUGCCAUGCCUAGGCUGGAGAAGAAAGCUUCCAUGUCCUCUUUUGAAAGCAGACUAAAAUGUCAGGCGGGGUGUUUGCUGCAGGAAACAACCUAUUCUAGCUAACUGGGGCACGAGGGGACUUAGUAAGAUAUGUGGGACCUCUCAGGGUAGCAGGAGCCAGCCUUGAUCAGCCGGCAACCUUGAUCUGAUGCUAACUCGGCCAGCGCUGUCCCCAGGCCUGGGUGUUGCAACAAGCAGCAUCCGUGGACACAGACGCUGGAUGCUGCCAUCUGGACCACAGCUGCCUCUGAAGCAGAGUGAAUGCUGCUGCCGCUGCUGCCAUCCUCACCAGCUGGAUGGGCGCUGUGUAUAUUGGUUCCUAAUUCCUGGCCCAGAGCACAACAUCUGGUUGGAGGAUCCCAGAUCAGGCCCUUUGAUAAAGCUGCAAGGGAAGCCAGGAAGAGGAAUUUUCAUGUCCUAGAGAGGGAAGUGGGCUCUGCCUGGUAGGACUACCUUAAAUGCUGGUAGCCAAAUAAGCGCCCAGAGGCUCUUCAGAGAACAGUGGGCUUGCAGCACGGUUAGCUGACAAACAUGGACACUCAACUUGGUUCCUGAUGCUGAGUGACGUGAUGCCCCUGGUCCCCGAGAUUUGCACUGCCCUGUGAGCCCCAGGUGUCAACCAGUGGUGGCUCCCUCAUGUUUUCUCAUCUUGAUUCUUUUUUCCGGUAGGUGAAAGACAAAAGGACCUUCAAAGCAGUGUGGCUUGCUGCCCUUCCAGAUGCAGAAGCAGCCCUGCCUGCUGCCAGGACAGGUGACUGGGUUUUUCCAUUGUGGUGAUGAAUUGGGCUGAGUCACCGUCCCUCUGUGGUCCUCUCGUGACCAUGACUGGGAGCAAGUAGAAGGACUAAAUCAUGGGGUUGCAGGGGCACAGAUGAGCCUGGAGCCAAAGAAUCUUCAUCUCUUAGCUGGGAGAGGGGACGCAGGCACUCCCUCCCCUCCCAACUCAGAGGUCAUGAGCCAGACAGCUGGCUGGAGGGGAGCCCUCCUCACCUUUCGUGACAUUGACUUCUUGCCCCUUGGUGCUGAGCCCUGUGCCAUAGAGUCCACUAGAAACAGGAGUUGACCCAACAUUGACCUUUUCUUUAAACUUGAUUCUGUGACGGAAGAAACCAGCAGAUAGCCCACAGUCUAGGCACCAGGGAGAUGUAAUCAAGUUGCAUAAUUGAGCUUACUGUGGAGUGCAUUGAGGGGCUAGGGCUCUCAGGACGGUCUUGCAGGAGGAAGAGACAGCUGAGCCUGCAGAUAAAUGUAAGGUCAGCAGAUGGGGUGACUGGAAAGAGCUCUGUCCACUCAUCUGUCUGUCCAGCUACGCAUACACACAGUGAAAGAUCAAGACCUUAUUUAAAAAAAAUUUAAAGCCAGUAUUGACAUUUUAGGGUACAACCACUACCAUUUUAUGUUUAUCUUGAUAAAAAUUAUUCUUUUGGAAAGCUGAGACAGAAUUCUGUUCAAAGCCAGGCUGGGCUAUCCAGUGGUUUCCAGGCCAGCCUGGGCUAUCAAGUGAGAACCUGUUUCAAUAACAAACAAAAAUUCUCCUCCAAGGUGAUUACAAUAGCUACACUGGUUUUCCCCCCCUCUUUUGGGUGCACCUAAUUUUCUUAGCCAACUCCGUAUCAUUUAGGGUAUGUUGGUUUUUUUAUAACUGGAAGCAAUAUUGCAAGCAGCUCCUGCCCCCCAAGCCUCUGCACAUGCCUGCCAAACCACUCAGCAGCCUCCCUUGUCUGGUUCGGUGUUCUCCGACCACCUGUCAGUGCAGCUCAUUCCCAUCUGGACGCCAGUGUGUGCUUAGAGCACGACUGUCUCCACACCUGCACGGGCUCUGGGGAGAAGCCAAGGGAAAGAAAGGUGUGUCUGUCACCAGCCUCUACCUUCCCCAGCGUGCCAGCCUGCCGUUAAAGCCCCAGGCUUUGACCUUGGUCUGUAGUUGUGUAAAGUGUCAGCGUUGGAAGAGGUUGAACCCAACCAGGUUUCUCUUCUAUUCGUGGAACUUCCUUUUAAUCAUUUCAAAUAAAUAUUAAAAAAACAAA
Meriones unguiculatus (Mongolian gerbil) is the source of this 5333-nucleotide messenger RNA. RefSeq names its product gem-associated protein 8. Gene Ontology annotation, biological process: spliceosomal snRNP assembly. The transcript has 2 exons. Gene Ontology annotation, cellular component: SMN complex. Bases 1759 to 2466 code for a protein of 235 amino acids. The record is from RefSeq and is a predicted model, not a curated record. Lineage: Eukaryota; Metazoa; Chordata; Mammalia; Rodentia; Muridae.